Messenger RNA from Aspergillus costaricaensis CBS 115574, 3228 nucleotides. RefSeq names its product PAP/25A associated domain family. Gene Ontology annotation, biological process: RNA 3'-end processing. Gene Ontology annotation, molecular function: nucleotidyltransferase activity. The transcript has 4 exons. The coding region runs from base 1 to 3228 and encodes 1075 amino acids. Lineage: Eukaryota; Fungi; Ascomycota; Eurotiomycetes; Eurotiales; Aspergillaceae. The record is from RefSeq and is a predicted model, not a curated record.
AUGCCGUGGAAGUUAUCCACAGAAACGUCUCCGGAGGCAAAGAAUCGGCCGCCAUUGACUUCGCAGCAAUCCAAUUCCCUGCCCUCCACACCAUACCAACAUGCGCGAAAAAUCUCUUUCCACUCCAGGUCACCUUCGCCCCCGCAAGGAAACACCUCCCCUCGCUCCACCCACUCCGAGUCUACCCAUCUUCCCCCCUCGCUGCGAAAACAGUUCUCGGGCUGCAAAUAUGAAACCGCCAUGGCUUUCUUCCGUCGAAGAAUGCCGUAUUCAUUAGGUGCCGACCUGCUGCCGGAGGAAAAGGAUGGCCUCAAGGAGCGGUUGGAGCCGGAGGAGGAGAAGAGACUCAGCGCAGAUAUGUUGGAGGUAUACGAUCAACUCCUGCCGUCAGCUGAAAGCGACGACCGGCGACGUCAAUUAGUCCGCAAGUUGGAGAAGCUCUUCAAUGAUCAGUGGCCAGGCUGCAAUAUCAAGGUUCACGUUUUCGGCUCGUCGGGGAAUAAGCUCUGUUCAAGUGACUCAGACGUGGACAUCUGUAUAACUACCACUUAUAAGGAGCUUGAGCACGUAUGCCUCUUGGCAGAGGUACUAGCCAAGCAUGGUAUGGAACGGGUCGUUUGCGUAUCGCACGCCAAAGUACCUAUCGUGAAGAUCUGGGAUCCGGAGCUGCGAUUAGCAUGCGACAUGAACGUCAAUAAUACUAUGGCACUGGAGAAUACCCGGAUGGUCCGGACGUAUGUGGAACUUGACGAACGCGUGCGACCCUUGGCUAUGAUAAUCAAGCAUUGGACGAAACGGAGGAUCCUCAACGAUGCCGGCCUUGGAGGCACACUAAGCUCCUACACGUGGAUUUGCCUGAUAAUCAAUUUCUUACAAACGCGAGACCCCCCCGUUUUGCCGAGCCUUCAAGCUCGGCCGCAUAAGAAGAAAUUGACCGCGGACGGGAUAGUCUGUUCUUUUGAUGAUGACCUCGAUUCCCUUGUUGGCUAUGGGCGGAAAAACAAGCAGAGUCUCGGAGAGCUACUCUUCCAGUUUUUCAAAUACUAUGGUCAUGAACUCGAUUACGAGCGGCAUGUGAUAUCUGUCCGUGAGGGGAAGCUCUUGUCGAAGGAGGCGAAAGGCUGGCACUUGCUACAAAACAACCGUUUAUGUGUGGAAGAGCCUUUCAACACUUCACGGAAUUUGGGAAACACAGCGGACGACACAUCGUUUCGAGGGGUCCAUAUGGAGCUGCGCCGGGCAUUCCAGGCCGUUUCCGAAGGGAACCUGGAGCACUGCUGCGAACAAUACGAAUAUCCCCCGGAGGAAGAACGCUCGUGGGAGAGACCGCCGCCCCAACCGCGUCCUGUGCUCACUGCAGCACCGCCACCGUCCCGCGGAGGUCGCGGAGGUCGUGGCGGACGACAUUCGAAUCAGUUCUCCCGAGGAGGGCACUCCGGUGGUCGUAGGGCUUCCAACACACCGAAUAAGUCCGGUAACUUUCGUCAACCCAACGGUAUGACCGCCUCUGAGCUUUCUUUGCAAGCGCAGCACGCACAGUACCUCUUGCAUGACCAUCUCUAUCAGCAAAUACAGAUCCUUCAGGCCCAAGAGCAAGAACUGCGGCUGCAGCUGCAGAACCAGGCGCUCCUCACUGGGAGGCCGCCGCCGGUUCUCAUUCGCCAACCGUUUAUUCAGUUCCCAAUGCCUCAGCAACAAGAAUCUUCAGGCGACGACAACUCUCGAUCAAGGUCGGGCACUGUGAACCAUCCGCCUCUCAGCACACCGCACCGCCAGAACGUGUAUUACAACAGUCACUACCUCCCUGUGGGAGUUCCUGGCGUGCAGGGGAGCAACACAAAUCCGCCGUCGCCUUCAGCCACUGCUGCCAUGCCGGACCUUCGGCGUAGUCCGCGUCGAUCAUCUGUUGCCAACGGAUCUCCGGGUGGGUCACUCCGAGCACACUCACAGCCGGCUCGAACAGUCAAUUCCCUUCCGAGCUUUGCGCCACUGUAUUCGAUAUCUCAGAUGGCGGACAGCUCGCCGGGGUCGAAGGCGCGCAAUGCUCCCGGCUCACCCGACGGUACACAGGGCGAUGAGAACAACACCUUUAUGCCGAGCAGCCUUCCCAACGUGUCUCGUUCUACCUAUUUUGAUGAAUGCCGGCCGAAUGAGUAUAUGGGAUAUUACCUUGCAACUUCCCCGCAGCUACAGACGUAUCAUCAAAACGCUUUACUAUCGCCGCUAUCUCCGGUAGGACUGGCACUGCAGAACGGCGGCGUCGUGCCAUUUGUUACGAACCCUCAGGAUUAUAUGACGUCAAUUCCGGCAAGUGAAGCGACCGGUCAAGCCUCAGAUAACAGCUCUGCAUUGCCAACGAAACCAGGGUCGACGUCGCAGCGUGCAACUUCGCGACCAGCUGCAUCUGGUGAUCGGAGCGGACCUUUGAUCGUGGACGGCUCGGUACCCCCUAGUGAACAGCGUCUCUCGGUAUCGGCGGAAAGCUAUGAUCCGUACACGGCUAUGAGCCACUGUACGUCGAAUUCAGAUGACCUGAAUAUGGAUACGCCAGCGAGCGUCUCAGACUCUGUGUCUCAUGAAUACCAGGACAAUAGCUCGGUCGAGAUUGAUCAGCCGCCCUACUUUGGUCGUCAGGGGGUUGACAUUUACCAAACAGGGAAAGCAGCUGAUUCCUUUGUUAAUGGACACGGUGCAAAGCAGAGUCUGCUCUCGAGCCGGUUGCAAAGCCUUCAUCUCGCAAACUCCGAAAAGACCUCCGAACCUCAGCUGAAGCAUAGUACCGAGAAGAUGAAAGUGCCGCAAUCGAAUCACGAAGCAGCGGAUAGAGACAAUCAUCGCUCGAAACAGGUAAAUUCAGGUGAAAAGCCACUAACCACAGGGCCAUCGCCAGCGGCGGACUCGCACUUUUCUUCCAGUGGGAAACGGCGGCCUAAUGGCGUCGAUGCUUCUGAACGGGCCAACGGGGUUUCACACAAAACGAAAUCGAAGAAUCACAAUCCGCCUUCCGGACCAACCGAUAACGAGAAACGUCAUCCCAUUGCUCAAUCGCGAAAGUCCAACGGGGUCAGUUCGACACCGGACUCCGCUGUCGCUCAUGCCGGUGGUGGUUGGCAGACGACCAAAAGGAAGCCGAAGAAGAAUGCCAGACAUUCAACAGAACACAGGCAUGGCUUGCAUAGUGGUGCGGAGCCCCUCCCAGCAGAUGAGUCAUUGAGAAAGGGGGGUUGA